Molecule: messenger RNA, 1957 nt
Organism: Zeugodacus cucurbitae (melon fly)
Lineage: Eukaryota; Metazoa; Arthropoda; Insecta; Diptera; Tephritidae
Exons: 5
Coding region: 167-1927 (586 amino acids)
Molecular function (GO): DNA binding
Source: RefSeq, a predicted model, not a curated record
CUUCUGAUGUCAGAUAUCGAUAAUAAUUGUUUAAAUGUCAAAAUCAAGUUUGUAUAUAUUGACGAUUUGUUAACAUAAUUUUCAAUUGAUUGGCUUACAUGAUUAAAAAAAACUAAAAUAAAACAUUAAUUUACUCGAAGAAGCGUAAGCUUUGGAAAUCAAACAAAUGGAAAUUGAUUCUGCUGAAGAAACGAACAUAGAACAACUUACAACUAUAUCUAUUCAUGGAGAGCACAUUGAACCAGAGUCAACAGAAGAUUAUGUGAAUGCUGGAAAUUGUAAGAAACGCAAGUCCAGCUUUGUAUGGAAAUACUUCCGUCAAUUAGAGAACAACAGCAACGGUUCACUAGAGUGCUUAAUUUGUGGAAGCAGUGUUAGCAAUCAAACCAGUAACUUGGCACGACAUUUGUUUGCAGCACACGAUAUAAGCAGGAGCACCGAUAUAGGAGAUAACCAAGAAGGUAUACCUAUCAGUGCAGUAGGUCGUCCAAGCAGUAGUUUUAUAUGGAAGUAUUGUACCAAAGAAGAUUGUCGAUACGCACGUUGUCACUUGUGCGAUAAGCUAUUAUAUUUUGGCGGCGGAAAUACUGCAAAUAUAACAAAACAUUUAAGACGUAAACACUCGGACGUAAUUACCAGUAGAGAGUUGAGAGGAUCAAAAAAUAUGGAUGAGUCCGAAGAAUUCGUGGCAGUUAUUUCAUCCAAUCAACUGGACUCUACAAUGAACAGUUGCGAUGAUGAACUGCUUAAAGUGAAAGAAGACAACAAUUCUGAAGGUAGGCGAAUGCGAAAAGAACGAAAAGGUAGCAGUUAUGUAUGGAAUUAUUGCGAGAAACUUUCAAGACACACAAUCCGCUGCAAACUUUGUAAAAAAGUGAUGAGUUUUCAUGGCACAGCGAAUGUAAUAACACAUUUACAACGAAGACACAAUAUCGUCGGACGUGUGGAGAGUGAAGUAUCAAGAUUAAAUAAUAUCGCCGACGAAGACAACGUAAUGAUUGAUUUAAAAGAUGACCAAGAUGAGGCAAUGCAUCGACGCAGAAAGACCUCGUCGGCAACAAGCAUUGUUUGGAAAUAUUGCACACGACUUGGCCCGGAUGUGGUGCGUUGUAGUUUCUGUAAAAAGAAUCUAUCCUUUCAAGGGACGAGUAAUUUACAACGACAUCUGCAUCGCAUGCAUGGGGUGGUGACACAACCGCGUGUGUUCGGUGAAUUAUUACAAGACCCUGAAGACAUUGAUGACAAUUUUAUAUGGGAACAUUGUGAGCACACAGAUAAUGGUAAAAUCAAAUGUACGAUGUGCAAGAGUGUCUUUGACGAAAAGGACUUCAAAGAUAUACGAACACACCUUACCACAACACAUGCAAUAACUUCCAGUCCGCCAGUUAAACGCGUGAGAAGAAGAAGACGAAAUUAUGGAUUAGAAGAUACUUGUGAAGAAACAGAUGACUACGAUUACGACCAUGAAGAGGAUAAUUGGCGUGGUGUAAAUGAGGAGCUUACAAUAGAGUACAAUGAUGGUAAUAUCAAAAAGGACCACACAACAUUCGAUGAUAUAAUAGAGGAAGAUCAAGCUGGUCAAAUUUUAUGUGAUGAAGAUCCCUUCGAUCCGAAUAUGAUGCAUAAUUUUCCCAUGGCACGACCCUUAUCUGCCGCCUCCAGUCGUGACGCUUCACCGGAUCGUCCAUUUAGAGCGUCAACUGAUAAUAGUAGAUUACGUAAAUUAAAUGAAGAGCGUUUACGUAUGGAAACUGAAUACUUUAAAGAAAAAGCAGGCUAUUAUCGUAUGCAAAAAUAUUUUACAGCACUACAGGCUAAGAAAGCACGACUUGAGUUAGAUCGUCUACUCAAUGUGAAUUCAAAUGAUACGGGAUACCAUGUGAAUAUUGAUAUGCCAAAUGUACAGACGUCGACCUCUGGCAUUUAGCCAGAAUAAAAAGAAAAAAAAAUUAAAAAA